CGGCGUUUGCCCGCUUCAUGGAUCCCGAAGAGGCGGCCCUCGUGUCGGCGAUCCAGGCGGAGGACACCAGCGACGAGGCUAUCAAAGCCAAGGAGCAGGCCAUCUACAAGCUCGGAGAGCUGUACGCGCGCAAGCGCGAAGGCGACAAGGUCGCGGCACUCAUCUCGUCGCUGCGCCCCUUCUUUGCAAUCAUACCAAAGGCGCGGACGGCCAAGGUGGUGCGGACGCUCAUCGAAGAGGUCGCCAAGAUCCCCGACUCGAUGGCGCUCCAGAUGCGGCUCUGCAACGAGAGCAUUGAGUGGUGCCGCGCCGAGAAGCGCUCAUUCCUGCGGCAGCGGAUCCAGACGCGGCUGGCGGCGCUGCUGCUCGAGUCGAAGCAGUACACGGAGGCGCUCGCCCUGCUCUCCGAGCUGCAGCGCGAGGUCAAGCGCCUCGACGACAAGCCGCUGCUCGUCGAGAUCAACCUGGUGGAGAGCCAGGUCCACUUUGCUAUCCUCAACCUGCCAAAGAGCAAGGCGGCGCUGACGGCGGCGCGGACGGCGGCCAACGCGAUCUACUGCCCGCCGAUGCUGCAGGCGCAGAUCGAUGCGAUGGCGGGGACGCUGCACGCCGAGGAGAAGGAGUACAAGACGGCCUUCUCCUACUUUUACGAGUCGUUUGAAAACUUCGAGACGGUCGGCCACGCGCGCGCAGAGGCGAUCCUCAAGUACAUGCUGCUCUGCAAGAUCAUGAUGAACAGCCCAGAGGAGGUUGCUGCAACGAUCGCGGGCAAGUCGGGGACAAAGCACGCGGGGCCGGGGCUCGAGGCGAUGAGCGCGGUGGCGGAGGCGCACAAGCAGCGGUCGCUGCACGACUUUGAGCGCGCCCUCGCGGCGCACGCCGCGGAGCUCGACGGCGACAAGGUCAUCAAGCGCCACCUCGCGUCGCUGUACGACAUGCUGCUGCAGGAGAACAUCUGCCGGAUCAUCGAGCCGUACUCGACGGUCGAGACGGCCCACAUCGCGACGCUGAUGAGCUUGCCGCUCCUCAAGGUCGAGGAGAAGCUCUCGCAGAUGAUCCUCGACAAGAAGUUCCGCGGCAUCCUCGACGCGGGCGCCGGCUGCCUGAUCGUGUACGAGGACUCGGCUGCAGACACUACCUACCCGCAGGCGCUCGAGACGCUCGACAACAUGGGGCGCGUCGUCGACGCGCUGUACGACAAGGCGCAAAAGCUGGGCGUCACGUCGCAGUCGCAGAGCGUCGCCGCUCCGAAGGCUUGAGAGAGGUAGCGGGUUCUCGAGACGGAUUGGACGGAUGGAGGAACGAGCAGAACACGCGCCAUAUACAGCCGCGCGUUCGCGUUACGCCCGUCAUGUCAUUGCGAGUUUUAUGAGAACGCCUUGCGCAUUGCCGCGGGUCUGAGCCCCACGGCAUUCAAAGUGCAAGCACUGGCCCGGCGGAGAGAAUGCGGACGGAUCUCCGCACAACACCCGGACACCCGCAUCGCCGCAACGGCAAGAGCAAAGACCAAGAGAACAUCAUGCGAGUUGCGAACGCCCCAGCGCAGCAGCGCAGGCCGCCCAAGCCCCGGAAAUUGUGAGAACCCCGAUCCCUCUCAUGUCUCCUCUAGCAUGUCUCUCUAGCUAGCUCCUCGCGCCGCCCUGCGCAUCGCCCGCACCCAGUGAGACAGCUUGAGGCGAUCCGGCACCGCCGACGCGCGGGGCCCCUUCCCCCCGUCGCGCGUGGCGUGCGCCGCCGCCCACGCGCGCAACGCCGUGGCGUUGACGUCGGUCGACAUGUUCGCCACCUGCACUACGGGCAGCCCCGCGUACAGCCCUCCGUCGCCGUCCACGCUAACGCCGAGCGGGCCGCGCUCGACGAUCACAAUCAUGCCGAGGGCGAGCGACUCCCACGUGCGGAAGCAGUCUGGCCCGUGCCCCGGCGGACUCAGGUCAAAGAGGUAGCGCCCCUUCUGCUCCCACAGCUCCGCGCGGCGGACGCGCCGCUGCGGCACGACCAGCCACGGCUCGCCUUUGACCCGGUGGAAGAUGGCCCUCCGCGCGCUGUUC
Emiliania huxleyi CCMP1516 is the source of this 2048-nucleotide messenger RNA. RefSeq lists its product as hypothetical. Gene Ontology annotation, biological process: ubiquitin-dependent protein catabolic process. Gene Ontology annotation, cellular component: proteasome regulatory particle, lid subcomplex. The record is from RefSeq and is a predicted model, not a curated record. The transcript is spliced from 10 exons. Gene Ontology annotation, molecular function: structural molecule activity. Bases 18 to 1259 code for a protein of 413 amino acids. NCBI's taxonomy places the organism in Eukaryota, Haptophyta, Isochrysidales, Noelaerhabdaceae.